UGUACCGUUCUGACUGUCACUCACAAUCGUUUUAGCUACCUAUCAAGAUGGCAGAACCUAGCAUGGAUCCCAUCAAUACACCUGUGGCCCCGGCUCUCAAGCCCAAGAGACGGUUCGUUGGGGCGUCCAGCCGGCCCAACGCCUCGAGAGGCGGUAAAGCCGUUCCACCUAGACGGGUGAACCAGAUUCCUGAUGAGAUCUUGAAUGACAAAGCACUGAACGAGGCUAUCUCUGACUUGCCCGGCAAUUACUCGUUCGAGAUUCACAAGACUGUUCAUGCGCUCAGGAAAGACAGGAUCCAAUGUGUCGCUCUGCAGAUGCCAGAAGGUCUUAUGAUAUAUGGCCCCAUCAUCGCCGAUAUCCUGGAAGAAUAUACGUACCCCGAGACGCCGGAGGGGAAGUGGAAAGGGAUGACUCUCGAGCCGCUCUUGUUGGCGGACGUGACUUAUGGGGCGUGCUGUAUCGACGACUUCACUGCCAAGGAAAUGGGAGCGGAGAUGAUCGUACACUACGGCCAUAGCUGUCUGAUCCCCGUCUCACAAACCACCUUAAAGACGCUAUAUAUCUUUGUUGAGAUCGCCAUCGACCCGCUACACCUCUCUCUUAGCGUCCGUCGGAAUUUCCCUUCAGAAAGUACGGCCUUUCAACGAACUAUUCUCGAUCGCCAGGCGUCUGGUAGUUCUAGCACUAGCAACAACAAUAGCAACGUCACGCCUGACAAGGGAAAAGGAAGACUAGAAAUCGGAAUCGAGGAAGACCCUUCGGGCGUCGUACCCGUCGCUAAGAAGACCAAAAUCGCCCUCGUCUCGACUGUACAGUUCAUCUCGGCCGUACACGCCUUGCGGGAAGCUUUGGAAGAACCCUUGCCUUCGCUCGAUACCGGGAUCGACAACGAUAAUGUGGAUGUCGGGAAGGGCAAGUCAGAGUUGCUCAGGAUCAAGGCUGAGGAGGUCGGAGUGUGGAGGGGAGCGUAUGAGAUCGUGAUUCCUCAGUCGAAACCGCUCAGCCCUGGAGAGGUUCUGGGAUGUACGGCCCCGAAACUGGACGACGACGUCGAUGCCUUGAUCUAUGUCGGCGAUGGACGAUUCCACCUGGAGAGCAUCAUGAUCGCCAAUCCGUCUUGUCCUGCCUUCCGGUACGAUCCCUACGACAAGAAGUUUACGCGGGAAGGGUACGAGCACGAGGAGAUGAGGGGGUUGAGGGGGGAGGCGGUUAAGCAGGCCAGGAAGAACUUGCUUACCGGGACUGUGACUGGGGAUGCUCAAGUUGGGAUAGCGGAAGAUAAAGAGGUUUAUGAGGGGAACGCCGGAGCGGCUGGGUUUGGGGUGGUACUUGGAACACUCGGACGGCAAGGAAGUCUGAGCGUCCUCAAGACCAUCAAAGCGGGCCUUCCGACCACAGACGCCUCGACAGCAGAGAUCCCACCCUACCUAUUAUUGCUCUCGGAACUUUCACCUCAAAAGCUCGACCUCCUGCCACAUUCCCAAUUAUCGACCUUUGUUCAGACUUCUUGUCCGCGACUGAGCAUCGAUUGGGGAUACGCCUUCAGUCGCCCAUUAUUGAGUCCUUACGAGGCGAGCGUGGCUAGCGGACGAAUCAAGGGAUGGGAAGGGUUGAGACUGGAGGACGGACUGGGGACCUCGGUUGGCGAGGGAGGAUACCCGAUGGACUUUUAUUCGGACGAUUCGCUGGGCCCUUGGACGCCUCGGCAUGGUAUGGGAAGACCGAAAAGAGUAGCGGUGUGACGACAAGGUAGAACGCAAUUGUCAAGGUCGAUACGUCGGCGGAGCGAUCCUACAGCUUCGGACCCAUGAACCGUUAUGAAACCCGUUUCUACUUGAUGUUCUGCCUUGGUGUUCAAGCCGCUGUAGUGACAAUUGGCCAGGACGAUGCCAUCGACCAUGACUUCUCAGA
Messenger RNA from Filobasidium floriforme, 1914 nucleotides. RefSeq names its product putative diphthamide synthesis protein-domain-containing protein. The record is from RefSeq and is a predicted model, not a curated record. Lineage: Eukaryota; Fungi; Basidiomycota; Tremellomycetes; Filobasidiales; Filobasidiaceae. Gene Ontology annotation, molecular function: 2-(3-amino-3-carboxypropyl)histidine synthase activity. Gene Ontology annotation, biological process: protein histidyl modification to diphthamide. The transcript has 6 exons. Bases 48 to 1745 code for a protein of 565 amino acids.